Oryzias latipes (Japanese medaka) is the source of this 2693-nucleotide messenger RNA. RefSeq names its product CCC complex scaffolding subunit CCDC22 (gene ccdc22). Gene Ontology annotation, molecular function: cullin family protein binding. NCBI's taxonomy places the organism in Eukaryota, Metazoa, Chordata, Actinopteri, Beloniformes, Adrianichthyidae. The record is from RefSeq and is a predicted model, not a curated record. Gene Ontology annotation, biological process: positive regulation of ubiquitin-dependent protein catabolic process.
CCAUUCGGUUUUAUUUUCCGGUCACUUCCACUGUGAAAAAAUGUCAUUUUGGUGAUGAAUGCAGCAGUUAGCUUCAGUAAUGUUUGCUUCGUACGGAAUCAGAAAAGUUGGUGAUUACCCAGAAAGCUCUGCUGUCGCCAAAGGUUUCUGCUGUUCUGCGUGAGGGGACGGGUAUUCAUCGAGGAAGUGAAGGGGAGCAUGAUGGCUCUGGGUGCUACUUUAGUUUAGUGUAAACACAGUAGAAGAUGGAAGCUACGUGUUUAGCCCGCGUCCAUCGGUGUGGAGCUGACCCCUGCAGUUAACUAAUGCUCGGUAUCACGGGAACCGCCGCUGCGCUGCUAAGUUUCGGUUAGUCUGCGUCUCUGAGGGAGGGAAACGUCCAUGAUGGAGGAAGUUGACAGGAUUCUGAUUCACGCCCUGAGACAGGUCGGGACAGAGGUGGACGAGGACGUCGACAGCAUCAGACAGUUCACCAGCGAGCUGCUGGUGGAGGGCGUGGUCAGGUGUAUUCGAGUCAUCGACCCCGGCCUGGGCGGCGGCCUGGCCCCCUCCCUCCCUCCCGGCAUGUCUGCGCGGUUCAGAGUGGGCAUGAGCCUGGCACAGGCCUGUCAGGACGUCGGCUACAAAGGCGAGAUCGGUUAUCAGACCUUUCUGUACAGCAGUGAGCCAGAGAUCCGCUCCCUGCUGAUGUUCCUGGUGGAGAAGCUGCCCAGAGAGAGCGCUGAGGCCUCGGCCCAGCCCUCAGGCAAGUCUGCGGUCCUCCAGAGAGCCAUUGCUGCUGCCAUCAGAGCCCAGCUGGACCUGGCCUGGGUGCCCCCAAACUGCAGCUUGCCCCUGCACUGUGAAACACAGAGUGGGGGGGUGUUGAACAGCUUCUACACUCAGCCCCUCAGCUCACCACACUGCACUAAAGGCUCAGAGGAGAACCUCAAAGAGGUGAAAGAAUACCGCAGAGAUGUUCUUCCUCCAGUGACUGCUCAGUUUUCCAGCAGCGCCUCCAUGGUGGCGUCGCUAUUGGAGCAGCACGCCGCAGAGCUGAGCGCCGCUCAGGAGUGGGACGGCGAGUGGAAGAGUCAGGGCCUCCUGUCCCGCCUCACUCCCCAGGAGUACCGCUCCAGGAAGCUGGCCCGGCUGCAGAAACGCAUCCAGGAGCAGCUGCGCUCCGCUGCGCAGCCCUCGUCUGAAAGUGCCUUUGGUGUUUCUCGCCCCGCCUCUGACCUGAUGGAUGUCCUCCAGUCCUUCAGAGCCUCCGCCCCCACUGAACAUGUUCUAAAGAAGGGCACCCACUUCACCCACACUCAGAAGUUCACCUUCACACAGGAGGCGGCGGCAGCAGCAGCGGUGACCCCCAUCCUCAGCGCGCAGGAGUCAAGCGGUGAUGUGCAGCUCCGGCAGCAGGAGGAGCUGUCUGCUCUGCAGGCGCAGUUCCAGCAGCUCUGCAGUGAUGUGGACCACCUGGCAGCAGACAUGAGGCGCACUGCUGUCACUCAUGCACAGGUGUUGGAUGAGCUGAAGCAGAGGGAGCUGGGAAACACUGAGAAGGAGGAGAAGCUUCAGGUGAAGAAGAAGACCAUCGACCUGCUGCCAGAGGCCGACAACAACGUGAUCCAGCUGCAGUCUCUGGUGGAGGCCAGCGCCAAGCGAGUGGUGAACCUGGCGUCCCAGUGGGAGAAACGUCGAGCUCCACUCAUUGACGAGCAUCGCAGACUCAAAGAAAUCUGCAGUCGUCAAGAUCUGGAUUCUUCCAGAAAGCUGUCUGAGAUCAAGUCUCUGCAUGAAAAAAUCCACGUGUCCACAGAGGAGGCCAAGAAGAAGGAGGAGACGUACAAGCAGCUGCUGACAGAGUUGGAAAGUCUUCCUCAGGAUGCGUCUCGCUCAGCAUACACUCAGAGGAUUCUGGAAAUCGUCAGCAACAUCAAGAAGCAGAAGGAGGAGAUAACAAAGAUUUUGUCAGACACGAGGGAGCUGCAGAAGGAGAUCAACAGCCUGACGGGAAAACUGGACCGGACUUUUGCUGUGACUGAUGAGCUGGUCUUUAAGGACGCCAAGAAAGAUGAAUCCGUCCGAAAAUCCUACAAGUACCUGGCCGCUUUGCACGAAAACUGUAAUCAGCUGAUUCAGACCAUCGAGGACACGGGCACAAUACUGAGAGAGAUCCGAGAUCUGGAGGAGCAGAUCGAGACCGAAAACGGGAACAAAACUGUGGCAAACCUGGAGCGGAUUCUGGAUGACUUCAAGGCCAUUCGUCAGGAGAACGCCGCCCUCGCUGCCAAAGUCAAAGAGGGCUGACUCCCCUGCUCCUCUGUCUGUACCUGUAGCUCAAAGCCAGCCUGUGCUGGAUGGAGGCAGCUCUCCCUGCUUGUGGAGGCUGUGAUUUCUGUAGAGUCGGGCUGAUUUUGGAGCAUCAAAACUAAUCCAGUAAUGUAAUGUGCAGCACGGACGGAGCACACCUUCAUACCAAGCUGAACGCUUCUCUCAGUUUGGGACUUGAAAGCUGCAUCAAACUGAGAGGCUCACACAACGAUGAUUUCCUAACACAUGAAAUAUUGAUCCAAUUUCAGACCUCAUCAGUUUUGUCAGGAUUUUAUAUUUGAACUUAAAAUGUUGAGUGAAUGGCAUUUGAAUGUAAUCGAAGAUGAAAGCUGUUGAGACGCGGCACACAAGUGCAAACAUGAAUAAAGAUGCCUUACACG